Molecule: messenger RNA, 726 nt
Organism: Penicillium waksmanii
Lineage: Eukaryota; Fungi; Ascomycota; Eurotiomycetes; Eurotiales; Aspergillaceae
Product: GNAT family N-acetyltransferase
Exons: 3
Coding region: 1-726 (241 amino acids)
Molecular function (GO): acyltransferase activity, transferring groups other than amino-acyl groups
Source: RefSeq, a predicted model, not a curated record
AUGGCAAUCGAGAUCGUUCCACUGGCCAGAUCAGACAUCGCGGGUGCUGUAGACUGUGUGCAGAAAGCGUUCGCGGAUGACCCUUAUUUCCGAUGGGCAUUUAACGAUCCUUUGCAGUUCAAUAUACAGCGAAAUGCAGCAUCCUUAACAGCGCACUUUGAGUAUGGCAUCAACUGCAACUGUCCCAUCUCGGUAGCCAAAGUGACUCACGCCGUGAACGACCAAAAGACCAAUCGGGAGGUCCAACUUGCACCGGGAACCGUCGUCGGCGUCGGCUGGUGGUACUCACCUCAGUCCGCAUCAGCACCACAAACCUGGUCUGUCUGGGCCCAAGAAUGUCUUCUAUCCUUCCGCCAGUUCUUGAAUAAUGUCCGUUUCGGAGGUCGUGGCGGGCUAAACAUUUCCCGCUACUGGAUCUGGAAACAAGUACAAAAUGAUGCUCAUGAGGCUCUUUGGACGGAUCCACGCGGGUAUUACUUCUGUAAUAUGGUCGGCGUCAGCUCCGAGGCCCGCGGGAUGGGCGUGGGCAAACGACUCAUGAAAAGCGUUAUGGAGAAGGCGGAUCAGGAGGGGGUUCCUUGCUACUUGGAAAGUUCGAAGGGAUAUCCAAAUGUGACAAUAUAUGAGAAGAUGGGAUUUGAGCUCGUCAAGGAAAUUGAGUGCGCCGAUGACGAAGAUAUUUGCAAGCUCUAUUGCAUGAUUCGCCAUCCCAAAACAAAGUCAUGA